Messenger RNA from Raphanus sativus (radish), 1074 nucleotides. Its product is annotated as vesicle transport v-SNARE 11. The coding region runs from base 193 to 867 and encodes 224 amino acids. Gene Ontology annotation, cellular component: Golgi apparatus; ER to Golgi transport vesicle membrane; late endosome membrane. The record is from RefSeq and is a predicted model, not a curated record. Gene Ontology annotation, molecular function: SNAP receptor activity; SNARE binding. Gene Ontology annotation, biological process: vesicle-mediated transport; vesicle fusion; intracellular protein transport. The transcript has 6 exons. Lineage: Eukaryota; Viridiplantae; Streptophyta; Magnoliopsida; Brassicales; Brassicaceae.
AAUAAUAAUAAUAAUAAUAAUAAUAAUAAUAAUAAUAAUAUUGAAUCCAUCAUCAAAUUCAUCGCCGUCGUCUUUCCUUUCCUUUCCUUACCUUACCUUUGGAUCUCUCUAUCUUCCGAUUCCGAGGGUUCUUCGUGUUAUCAGAGAGAGAGAGAGAGAGAGAGAGAGAGAGAGAGUAUCAAUCAAUCAACAAUGAGCGAGGUGUUUAACGGUUACGAGCGUCAAUACUGCGACCUCUCCGCCAAUCUUUCCAAGAAAUGCUCCUCUGCUAUUGCCCUCCACGGAGAGCAAAAGAAGCAGAAGCUCUCUGAAAUAAGGUCUGGCCUCGAUAAUGCUGAAGCUUUGAUUAGGAAAAUGGAUGUUGAGGCGAGGAGCCUCCCACCGAGCGUUAAGACCACCCUCCUUGUCAAAUUAAGAGAGUUCAAGUCUGAUCUCAACAACUUCAAAAGCGAACUCAAGACCAUCACCACCUCUGCUAACUUGAACGCUGCUGCUGCUGCUCGUGACGACUUGCUCGAAGCUGGCCUCGCUGACACUAAGACGGCUUCAGCUGAUCAAAGAGCCAGAUUGAUGAUGUCAACUGAUCGAUUGGGUCGUACCACUGACAGAAUCAAGGACAGUCGAAGAAUGAUGAUUGAGACUGAAGAGCUUGGCGUCUCUGUCCUCCAAGACUUGCACAGUCAGAGACAGUCUCUCCUUCGCACUGGCGACACGCUUAGUGGAGUAGACGAUAAUGUCGGAAAGAGCAAGAAAAUCUUGACGGGCAUGACGAGGAGGAUGAACAGGAACAAAUGGACCAUUGGAGCCAUUAUCACCGCUUUGGUCGCCGCUAUUUUCCUCAUCUUGUACUUCAAACUCACCAAGUAAUCCUCUCUGUAUCUAUUAAACUCGACGACCAAAUCUUUGUCCCUGAUGAACGAAUGGUGUGAAUGUUUUAUUUAUCCGUUUCUGGCUUUCUGUGUGAUAAAAGUUAUAUAGUAUGUCUUUGCUACCUUUUGUAUUAUCUAUCAUGUUCUCUUGUUUGCGUUUACAGCUGUGUAUUUUUAUACUAAAUGAUGCAAAUUGUUUUGUUUA